AUAAUUGUUCGUUCUAAUUCACUUUCUUCUCAUUCGCUUCCUUCGGCCGCUCAUUCGAAGAAAGUUAAUUAGACCGAACAAUUAUAACAAAAGAGUGAAUUAGGAUCUAAAACUUGUUUUAUGAUUCAGUUGAACGCAGUCUUUAUAAAUUGUUUGAUUAUGAAUUAAACGCUCCCUAUCGUACCUACUAAUUGCUUUUGCUAUUUAUUUAUGAUAUUUCUACAUUCUACUGUACCUACCUUAAAUCAAACGUUUGAGUCCAGUGGGCACGCGACGUAUCACUAAAACACUAUGCACUAACACCAAUGUUCUUUAUGUCACAGCGGUCGUUUGCUCAAGGUAUAAUUUUAGUCCGUUUGAUCGUACUAACACUUGGCAACUUUCAGAUUUACUGAGCCCACUAUGAUGUACUUUCUAAUUGUUUCCAGAAUUUAAGUGGCACCUAGAAUCGCUCAGCGACACUAGCCCGUUUGGUCGUACCAACAAAUCUGUACUUCGCUUAGAAAACUAAUCAAGGCGAACUGUUCGUCUUAAUUGUAACUGAAUGUUAGCACCUAAAAUCAAACCUUUUGAGUCUAAUGACCACGCGACGUAAGUACACUAAAACACUACGCAUACAAUAACACCAAUGCUCUUUAUGUCAGCGGCCGUUUGCUCAAGGUAUAAUUUUAGUCCGUUUGAUCGUACUAACACUUGGCAACUUUCAGAUUUACUGAGCCCACCAUGAUGUACUUUCUAAUUGUUUCCAGAGUUUUAGUGGCACCUAGAAUCGCUCAGCGACACUAGCCCGUUUGGUCGUACCAAUAAAUCUGUACUUCGCUUAGAAAAGUUUUCAAGGCGAACUGUUCGUCUUAAUUGUAACUAAAUGUUAGCACCUAAAAUAAAACCUUCACAUGACAGUCCAGAGACUAUGGCGUACACUUCAACACUGGCUCGAUUGCGAAUCAUGUCAUACGACAGUCAAUUUGAGUACAGUAUUUACAACAAAGGUUCCGUAUGUAGGCAUACAUAAUUAGAAUCAAACAUCAUCAAAAUUAUGAUAUACUGUCUGAACUAUUAAAUUGUGUUUUUGUAAUUAUAAUCACAUCUAAUAAUUUAUUAUAAGAUAUUGAUUUUUAACCGAUUAAAAAAGGAGAGGUUCUCAUCUCAAAUAUAUUUUUAUAGAUAACGUGUUAACGUUUAGUGCUCUUAUAACAUUAUUAUUGAACCGUAGUUUUUACCCAAAAAGUGUGUUUCACAAACAUUACACAUUUGAACCUUUGAGUAAAGUUAACAUCAAAGAUCAUGAACUUAUUCUGAGUUUUUUUUUUGCCUCACCUGACAUAAUAUUGUAGAAUUUCCAUCGACGGAUAAAUGAUUAAAUAAUUAAUUAGUGUAUAAUAAUGUUUUUAAAUGUUAACAAAGGCGAUAAAAUGGUUUCAAAUUAUAAUUUAUAUUCCUUAUAAGGAACCCUAAUCUUAUAAGUUAUAAUGCAAGUAUAUUGUUACUGCUGAAACCACAGUUUUGAGCAUGUAAGUACAGUCGGUAGUAAACAUAACUCUACAAAAAUGUUGAAACACUGCAUUUAUUGCUUAUGUUAUGUUUAUCGUUUCUAUAAACAACCAAAAAAACGAAAUAAUGCAAUUAACGAGAUCAUACCUCAUCACACGAUCAGUCAAUAUGAUCACAUGUACCUUUACAUAGUAAAACAACCUGAGUGGUUAGUGGUCAACAGGCCGCAAUACUACGCAAGAAGUCCCGGGUUCGAUUCCCGGCUGGGCAGAAAUUGAAAUGAUGAAUUUUAAUUCCUGUGAUGGGUCUGGGUGUUACUAUGUAUAAUGUGUACCUAUGUAUUUAAAUAGUUUUUAAGUAGUAUAUCCAAUGGAUAUUAUGUAUUAAGCUAGCACCCAUAACACAAGCAUUUUAGUUGCUUACUUUGAAACUAGAUGGCGCUGCGUGAUAUUAUUCAAAGAAAGAAAGAAAGAAAGAAAGAUAGUAUGUUUAAGAAAUAAUCUAAAGUAUGUAACAAGAAAAAUAUCCUAAUAUGAAAAAAAAAUCAUCAUUUUUUUACGCCGACUGUACCUACACUGAUUAUGCGGACGUCUGAGUAAAUUGAAACUUUUGUUUUUCACAAAUGUUAAUGUUAAUCAGCAAUAACAUUUUGUAAUUGCUGAUUCUAUAAAAAAUUUUGGCCAGUGAUCGUAAACCCUGUGUUUGAAGGUUACUUUUGUAAUUAUACAUUAUAUUUUACCCGUUAACUAAGCGGUACAAAUGGAAAAAAUGUUGACUACCUCUUUUGCUGAUCUUGCAUUAUUUUUAGAUAAAUUAUGACCUCCAAAUCGAUAAAAUUUAAUAACUCCAGUAGUGCCACAUAGUGCUCAUCAACCUUCAAGGUUAAGGUAUUCUUCAGCUUCAAGACCAAUCUACAGCAACGAAAUAAUGUUCGUAAGUUUUUUUAACUUUUUUCCUUGUGUGUUUUAUGAGAAUAAUAAUGUGCAUAAUUAUGAACUUAGGCAGUUCGAUUUUUACAAGUUGUUUACUGUAUGUUGUUAUUGAAUGUUCAAUACAUGUAUUGUAUUGAACAUAAUAUGUCGUACCUGCAUCAUAAUUUCGUCUUAUAACUUUAACUCUAUAUUUUACAGGUCGGACUUUGAGUAUUACUGCGACAAAAAAGCAGUUGCCAAGCGGCACGGAAAUAAACGCGAAGACAUAGAUUCUGAAGAGGAAACAUCUUGUAAAAGGUUGAAGCAGCAGAGACCGCGAAAAACAGCCAAACAUUUAUUUGACGACUCUGAAGACGAAUCAGUUAAUAAACCGUUGAAGCAGAAACCUCGAAAAACGGCCAAACAUUUAUUCGACGACUCUGAAGAGGAAUCAGUUAAUAAACCAACUAAAUCAUCAGCGAAAAAGUCGUCUACCAAACGCAAGUCAGCAGAGAGCUCGAGUGGAGACAAACGAACUCGAACCUCAGGGUGGAAGCUGGACUUGGACGACGACGCGGACGUCGAGAGCAGUCGCGCGCGCAGCCAGCCCGGCCGCCUGCAGUCCGUGCUGACGCGUCGAGUGGCCGACGGAGUCCUGCGCCGCACCGCCUCUCUGCCUGGGGAUCUCUUCGUGGAGUUGCGCCUCUACAACGCGGACGAGAUACGAGCUGUGCAGCCGAAAGAUCGUUGGGAGAAGGCGGUAUUGUCACUCAAAUACCAAAGCAGCUCUAACGCCGAACAUCUUGACCUACUGCGGCAAUUCGUCACGCGUGCGCGAGAGGCAUUCGAAGAGGACGGUACUUUUUUCGCUGAUAAAAAAAAUAGUUCGUAAUUUGUUAUUAAUUAGUUAUUUAAGGUAAUAAAAUAAAAUACUUUUUUAUAUCUUAGUUUUUUCACCCAGUCUAUUUAAUUUCAUUCAAAGUUGUUAGGUAGGUUUUAAACUUUUUUAUAAUGUCUCAAAGAACGAUAUAUUGCACAGUGUGCGAUUUAUCAAUUAAAAGUAAUAGUUUCUCAGCUCAUCUCAAAAGUAAUACACAUAAAAAUAAUUCAGCAAUAGAAUUAGGAGAUGGUAUAGAAAAAAUAAGUAGUGCAUUCCGUAGUCGAAUAGCUACGUAUCGAUUGCGCAAUAGGGAUGAAGGCGUGCAGACGCCAGCCGAGUUCAUGCGCAGCAUGCGUGCGCGCGUGCGGCAACUCAUACAAGCGCGACAACUAGCAUUUAACAGCCUUAAAGUCAACUUCGAAUUAUUUGCAGAAUUUUCUCUUAGAACUAAUGACUCUAACAAAUCUGAGCUAAAAUCAUUUGCUACAGAGAACUUUACCAUACAUAAGAACUACGCGUUUGAUGAAAUAUUCUCACAAGCAAUAGCUAUUAUUUCAACUAAAAUUGACGAAAUGCAAGAAAGGGACAGCGGUUGGUCUUUUCUCCGUAAUUCGCACUUAGAAAUUAACAUAAACAAAUUUAAUCCUUUAAAAGCAUCUCAAUUUAUAGAUUUACCUAAAGCUUUAAAACUAAAACGAGCUUGUAUUAAUGUUCAAAACAGAGAUAAAUUUUGUUUUUUGUGGAGCAUAAUGGCAGCAUUGUUUCCUGCUAAGAGUAAUGCUCACCGAACUUCUUCAUAUCCUCAUUUUGAGAACGUUCUCAAUACAAAAAACAUGUCAUUUCCUGUAAAUUUUUCGGAUAUAAAAACUUUUGAAAAGAAUAAUCCCAGUAUAAGUGUCAAUGUUUAUGGAAUUAAAAACAACACUAAUAUUGUUGGACCAUUAUACCGCACUCAGAACAAGAAAAAGAACCAUAUAAAUUUAUUAUUUUUAGAAAAGGGAAAUCUAACGCAUUAUUGUUGGAUAAAAAAUGUAAGUCGUUUGUUAAGGUCGCAAAUAACAAAAAACCACAACAAAAUAUUUUUUUGUGAUGAUUGUAUGGUAUUCUUUAAAAACGAAAUUAAAUUAAAUACUCAUAUAUGCGGUGGCGUUGCUACUGUUUUACCAAAACCCGGCACACUUAUACAGUUUAAAAACUAUGAAAAAAUGCAAGACAUGCCGUUCGUUAUUUACGCGGAUUUCGAAUCGUUAUUACAACCAAGUCCAAACGGACCGACUUCAAAUUCUACGAACGUCUUCCAAAAACAUGUUCCGGCUGCAUUUGCAUAUUACGUUGUUUGUUCAUAUGACAGUUCCUUGAAUCGGUACGUAUCUUAUCUUGGGAAAAAAUGUGUUGAAAUAUUUAUUGAGAAUCUUAAGAAAGACAUAUCUAAAAUAUUAAAAUUAUAUAAAAACAAAAUACCAAUGAAAAAGUUAACAGUAGAAGAAUCGGAAUCAUUUUCUAAAUCGAAGCAAUGUUAUCUUUGCAAUCAGUUGUUAUUUGACGAUAGAGUGAGGGACCACUGUCACUUAACCGGCAGGUACCGCGGUCCCGCACAUUCAUACUGUAAUCUCAAAUACCGCUUACCGCAAUUCGUACCGGUAUUUUUCCAUAAUUUAUCCGGCUACGAUAGUCAUCUAUUUAUAAGGCAAUUGGGAGAAAUAUCGGGACCAAUAAAAGUUAUAGCCAAAAAUAAAGAAAAUUAUAUAUCGUUCACUAAGUUUUUUACAACAGAUGAUAAUCAUUACAUGGCAGUUCGAUUUGUUGACUCGUUCAAAUUUUUAGGGACAAGCCUUGAAAAACUGGUUUCCAAUUUAAACACACAUGAUUUUACACAUUUAUCGCGUUUUUUUUCUGAAAAAAAUCAGUUUGAGUUAUUAAGGCGCAAAGGUGUAUACCCUUAUGAAUACAUGACUAACUGGGAAUCGUAUAAAGAAAAACAAUUACCUUCACGCCAUAAUUUUUAUAGUAGUUUGAAUGAGUGUACUAUUUCAGAAUCUGACUAUAAACAUGCCGAGCGCGUUUGGAAAACAUUUAAUUUAAAAAAUCUAGGAGAAUAUACAAAGUUAUAUUUAAAAUCAGACGUACUUUUACUGGCCGAUGUAUUUGAAAAAUUUCGGUAUACUUGUAAAACUAAUUAUAAUUUAGAUCCUUCGUUUUAUCUUACCGCUCCAAGUUUAAGCUUCGAUGCUAUGCUACUUUUGACCAAAGUAAAACUUGAACUAAUUGAAGAUUUGGAAAUAAUUCGGUUAAUCCAAAAGGGUAUCCGCGGUGGUGUUUGUCAAGUUUCCACUAGAUAUGCGAAGGCAAAUAAUAAAUACUUGCCUGAUUACGAUCCAUCUUCUCCAGAUAAUUACUUAUUUUAUAUAGACUGUAACAAUUUAUACGGUUAUGCAAUGUGCUCGUAUUUACCUCAUUCUGAUUUUCACUUAUUAAAUGUGUCAGAAUUUAAUGCCGACGAAAUUAUAAACACGCCCGACGAUGCCGAAGAGGGUUAUAUUUUAGAAAUAGAUUUAGAAUAUCCAGAACAGUUGCAUGAUUUACACAAUGAACUCCCUUUUUGUCCCCAAAAAUUUACUCCACCUGGCUCUAAAACAUCCAAGUUAAUACCUAAUUUAUACGAUAAAUUUAACUAUGUUAUUCACUAUGUGCAUUUAAAAGCAUGCCUUGAUCAUGGUUUGAAACUAAAAAAAAUCCACAGAGUAAUAAAAUUCAAACAAAGCCCUUAUCUAAAGCAGUACAUUGAUCUUAAUACCGAGUUGCGACAAAAAGCAACGUCUGCAUUUGAACAAGAUUUUUUUAAACUUUUGAAUAAUAGCAUUUUCGGCAAAACAUUAGAAGAUCCGGAAAAACGGCUUGAUGUAAAAUUAGUAAAUCAAUGGGUUGAUACUAGAAAUAAAACUAAAAAACAGUACACUGCUCAGCAAUUAAUAGCAAGACCCAAUUAUCACAGCUCAACUGUGUUUUCUGAGAAUUUUGUUGCAGUGCAAAUGAAACCGGAGUCAAUAUUACUGGAUAAACCAAUUUAUAUAGGAUUUACGGUUUUAGAAAUUUCUAAAAGCCAUAUGUAUAAAUUCCAUUAUUCCAUAAUGAAACCAUUCUACGGUAACAAUUUACAACUUUGUUACACAGAUACGGAUAGCUUUUUGUACUCCAUACACACCAAGGACGUGUUUAAGGAUUUGAAACGUCAAUUUGAAUCUUACUUUGACACAAGCAAUUAUGAUGAAAAUAAUUUGUUUAACAUUAAACGGCAAAAUAAAAAAGUACCUGGUUUGUUUAAAGACGAACUAGGUGGAAAACUCAUAACUGAAUUUGUCGGUUUAAGAUCAAAAUUAUAUUGUAUUAAAACUGAAAAUAAAGAAAUAAAAAAAGCCAAAGGAGUAAAAAAACCAGCUGUUAAGCAGUUACUUUUUAAAGAUUACAGUAAUGUCCUAUUGCACAACAAAAUUAUUAAAAAAACAAAUGUAGUAUUUAAAUCGUUAAAGCAUGAAAUAUUUACUCAAUCGGUAAAUAAAGUGGCUUUAUCAUCUAACGAUGACAAACGUAUAAUAUUAAAAAAUAAUAUAAAUACAGUGGCCUGGGGUCAUAAAUCCAGCUUCUUUUAAUGUUUCUAUAGGUAUUAUAAGAGCCUACUUGUAUUAUAAAUAAUAUGUUAAUAUUCUUUUUUGAUAAAUGUCUUAGUCUUGUUCUGUAUUAAAAUAAUAAUAUUAUGAUGAUAUUAAAUAGUCUGGGUUGAAAUAAUCUGUUCUUAUUUUAUGUUUAGAUUAGGAAAAUAUUACUUAUUAUUAAUUAUACUUUUUACUAACUUUCUACUCUUAAGCC
This is a messenger RNA of Ostrinia nubilalis (European corn borer), 7146 nucleotides long. Its product is annotated as protein IWS1 homolog. The transcript has 4 exons. NCBI's taxonomy places the organism in Eukaryota, Metazoa, Arthropoda, Insecta, Lepidoptera, Crambidae. The coding region runs from base 2536 to 3294 and encodes 252 amino acids. The record is from RefSeq and is a predicted model, not a curated record.